Penicillium canescens is the source of this 1214-nucleotide messenger RNA. RefSeq names its product ribosomal RNA processing 1 family protein. The transcript has 3 exons. Gene Ontology annotation, biological process: rRNA processing. Gene Ontology annotation, cellular component: preribosome, small subunit precursor; preribosome, large subunit precursor; nucleus. NCBI's taxonomy places the organism in Eukaryota, Fungi, Ascomycota, Eurotiomycetes, Eurotiales, Aspergillaceae. The record is from RefSeq and is a predicted model, not a curated record. Bases 242 to 1186 code for a protein of 314 amino acids.
AUCACCUCCCGCAAUGUAGCUCCUCCAACAAACAGUGCAAACACCUAUCGCAAAGGAAAAAAAUAAUUUAUCGCAGUCUCCGCUCUCCAAGACAGUUCGAUCUCGAGUUUGGAAUUGAUUCCCUUGAACAGAUAUCUCUAAAGGUGGCCUCCUUAUACCUUUCUAGAGAUCAGCCACUGCCCUCCCUCCAACAUCAAAACUGCCUCAAUCGCCUCAAUCGCCGAUCCUAUAGAAAUUUACUAUGGACGGCCAAAAAACUCCCUUUGUGAGGGAGCUUGGCUCCAGUGACCGAAAGGUCCGCGACAAGGCCCUCGAAUCUCUCACUCAGUUCCUGCGCUCACGCACCGAUCUGACCCUCAUCGACCUCCUCAAGCUGUGGAAGGGACUGUUCUUCUGCUUCUACCACUCCGACCGACCCCUCACACAACAAGCCCUCGCCCGCGCACUCUCCUACUCCCUCGUCCCAACCCUCCCCAAAGAAACCCUGCACCGCUUCUUGCGCGCCUUCUGGAUUACCAUCGGCCGAGAUUUCCACUCACUAGACCGUCUCCGAUUGGACAAGUACCUCUUCCUGAUCCGUUGCUACGUAGGCGUUGCAUUCGAGCUCCUAGUGAAGAACCCAUCAACAAAGCCCGACGGGAAAAAGCGUAAGCGCGAAGAUGCCGCCAAGCAAGGCCCCGGCAAGAAGCAGAAGAAACAGACACAGGCCGAGGCCGAGCCCGCCACCGAAGACGACAAGACCAACGACGAAGACGACGAGGCCAAAUUCCCCGAUCUGGCAGCUUAUAUCUCCAUUAUCGAGGAAGGUCCUCUUUGCCCUCUGAACUAUGAUCCCGACCAGCCAAAGGACGAGGGCGAUCCUAAUUUCGUGCCUAUGCCCCACGGGCCUGAUGGGCUGCGUUACCAUCUUGUCGAUAUCUGGGUUGAUGAGUUGGAGAAGGUUCUUGAGUUUGAGGAGGAGGGUGGUGAAGAGGCUCCUAAGCGGAAGAUUAAGGGUGAAAUUCCUAUGGAGCUUAUCUUGCGACCGCUGGAGAAGCUCCGCACUGAGAGUCCUUACAAGCCUGUUCGUACGAGGGCCGCUGAGGCUUUGGAUGAUGAUCGCCUAGUCGAGUGGGGUGUUCGGACGAGAGAGUCUGAGGAGGAUGAUAGUGAGGAGGAGGAGUGGGGUGGUUUUGGUGAUGAGUAGAUGUCUUGUCGUAUGUAUGGGAUUGUGU